UUGGCAGCGCUUUAAAAUUAUUCCAGUGAAAUUUGCUAUUUAACCAAAUUUAAUGGACGUGAGUGCGAGGGUGAAGUGAUUGGAAUAAACGUGGACGUCCGAGAGGCUGUGUAUUCCAAUCAAUUCUCUUAGUAACCCGGAACGAAAAUGAGUGAACUCGUUUGGGCUAUAAAAAAUGGUGAUUUGGAGCAAGUGCGGGAUAUCGUUGAGAAUAAGAAUAUUGACGUUAAUCAAAUGAUUGAUGGAAGGACACCGCUACAUUAUGCAGCUGAUUAUGGCCAGAAUGACGUUGUCAGAUACCUUUUGGAGAAGGGUGCGAAUGCAAAUGCUAUAGACAAGCAUGGUAUAACAACAUUAUUAGCAGCAAUCUGGGAGGGACAUACAAAUUGCGUAAAAUUAUUAUUAGAAAAGGGAGCAAAGCCAGAUGGUCUAACUCCAGACGGAACCAAUUAUUUGGAUGCUGCCGAAAAAGAUGAGAUUAAACAGUUGCUUAAACUUCACUAGCACAAAGCCAAACAGUCCACAGAGCGAUAAUUUUGUUAUUUUAGUAUCUUAAUGUUCCUCAUAGGAGUA
Messenger RNA from Dufourea novaeangliae, 573 nucleotides. RefSeq names its product myotrophin-like. The record is from RefSeq and is a predicted model, not a curated record. Gene Ontology annotation, cellular component: cytoplasm; nucleus. NCBI's taxonomy places the organism in Eukaryota, Metazoa, Arthropoda, Insecta, Hymenoptera, Halictidae. Bases 148 to 504 code for a protein of 118 amino acids. Gene Ontology annotation, biological process: regulation of barbed-end actin filament capping. The transcript is spliced from 3 exons. Gene Ontology annotation, molecular function: protein binding.